Lachancea sp. 'fantastica' is the source of this 894-nucleotide messenger RNA. The record is from the annotation of a GenBank genome assembly. Lineage: Eukaryota; Fungi; Ascomycota; Saccharomycetes; Saccharomycetales; Saccharomycetaceae.
AUGUCUCUCAAAAUUGGCUACAUCCCAGAACACUUUGCCAGUCCCUUGGUCUUUGGCGAACAAAAGGGUCUGUUCGAUAAACAAAACGUGAAAGUGGAAUUGAUCCCCUACCCCAGCGGUUCUGGCCAUUUGAUCCAGUCGCUUAACAAUGGGGAACUAGACGUCGCUAUAGGUCUCACAGAAUCGUUCGUUCGUGGCAUCGCCGAUACACCUAAGGACACCAAGCCCAAAUACCAGAUUGCAGGCACAUUCGUUAAAUCCGCAUUGGAAUGGUGCGUUUCGACCGGUGCCAAGCGUGAUGACUUGACAGACUUGAAAUCUCUAGAGGGCAAAAAAAUCGGUGUCUCAAGACUAGGAAGUGGUUCCCACGUCAUGAGCUAUGUGAUGGCACAGCAAAUGGACUUUGAAAAACCAUUUGCGGGCUUCCCCGUGCUGAACAAUUUCGAAAACUUGCGUAAAGGUGUGAACUCGGGCGAAGCAGACGCUUUCAUGUGGGAAUACUACACAUCCAAGAAGUUUUUGGAUUCCGGUGAAAUCAAAAUGCUGGGCCACGUCUCGUCGCCUUGGCCUUCUUGGGUCGUUGUGAAGCGUGUGGAAACCGAUCUUGACACCUUCAAAAGUUUCAUCAAGGCUCUGAACGAGGGUAUCGACUACUUCAAUCAUCACAAGGAGGAGGCAAUCGAAUUGGUGCAGAAAGAAUUUGGAUACUCCAAAGAAGACGCCGAAGGGUGGUUCCAAACCGUCAAGUACCACGGCGACACAGGCGAUAUCAAUGACUUGCAUGGCGUAGUUACAGGCACUUUACACAUUUUGGCCAGUGCUAACGUUUUAGAAAAUAAGGACGAAUUGUCCAUCGAGAAUAACAUGAGGGAGGGGACUUUGACCAGUUCCUGA